UACACUCACCCACUCACUCACCCACUCACUCACCCACUCACUCACUCACUCACUCACACAAGUUCUAUCUUUCCAUUCAAAUUAGUGUCACAGGUGGAGAGGAAAUGACUUAACAUUUAGUCCAUUUGUCUCUUCAUGAUGAGUUCAUCAAACACCCUGGACAGUUUUUUUUUCUCUCUCUCUCUCUCUCUCUCUCUCUCUCUCUCUCUCUCUCUCUCUCUCUCUCUCUCUCUCUCUCUCUCUCUCUCUCUCUCUCUCUCUCUCUCUCUCUCUCUCUCUCUCUCUCUCUCUCUCUCGCUCUCUCUUUGUCUCUGUCUCUCUCUCCUUCUUUCUCCCUCUGACCUCUCCCUCCAUCCCUCCAUUUACGGUAGACAAGGGCCCUGAUUGUGUGGGGAAUCAUCGGACUCACAUGGUGUGGAGAGAGUGAGGGAUCUUAGAGGAGGACAGGACACAGCAGGGCAGUCUGAAGACUAAAUCACCACAUCAGGUUUGACGACAGGGCAGGUGGAAAGUGGAAAACAUGGAGAACGGAAAGACUGAAGAACAAGAUAAGGAGAUGGAAGAGGCCAACCUGGAGAUAGCUCAGCUGCAGGCCUUGGUGGCGGAGCUGCGCAGUGGCCUCCAGGGGGCGCUACAGGAGGUGUGUGUGCUGCAGCAGAGAGACUGCAGUCUGGAAGAGAAGCUACAGGCACACCAGAGCGAUGUGGACGACAGGAUCAUGGGUCUCCGGAACUCCCUCAACACCUUCAAGGAGGAUCUCACUGGUGCCCUUGACCAGGUGCGAGAGGUAGGCAGCAGACAGAGAGACCUGCAGAAGGUUCUGGACACUCUCCAAGCAGAGGGCUGCAGGGACAUCUUAACUACUCAACAGAGGAAGAACUCAAAGGGGGAGGGCCACGCGUGUCUGUCCAGCCAGACUGAGCUCAACGUCAUCCAGCACUACUUCAACAGUCUACCCAACAGCUCCCCACACAGGAGCACAGCCUCCACCCAGACCUCAAAGUCAGGAGAGCAGGAUCCAGGUAGUGGGCCGCUCAAGAGCGGUGGGUCUAAGUCUCCAGUGUGGAGAGAGAGGAAGGACAGUCGAGACGACACAGAGGCACAAAACUGUGUCCCAGAGAACAGUAAGAGGCAGACCGCUGCUCUGCAGCUUCUGGAGUCAGAGAGGGUAUAUGUGUCCUACCUGUCUCUCCUGCUGAAAGCCAACAUUUCCUUCAAUGGCUCAGAGGUGCUUCAUGCCAAAGACAAACGGCCUUUUCCCAGCUCUCUUCGCUUCCUCAUCCAGCAGCACCUAGAGCUUCUCCACACACUCCAGGAGCGCGUGCUCAAGCGCCAAUGGCAAGGCAUCAUGGGAGACGUAUUCAUGAGGCUCACCAGUAAGGAGAGUGACUUCCUGGACUUCUACGUGUCGUACCUGAAGGAGCUGCCUGAGUGUCUGUCUGUGGUCAGCAUGCUGGUGUCCAACCCCAUGAACACUGCAAGCCUACUAGAGGGUGACGUCAUGGGAGACGAGUCCCGCCCCGCACUACACACCCUGCUUCUCCAGCCGGUCCAGAGGAUCCCAGAGUAUAUCCUCCUGCUGCAGACCCUGCUGAAGCAGACAGACGCUGAACACCCAGAUUACUACCUGCUGCUGGUGUGCAUCCAGCAGUUCCGGACCUUCACAGCCCAGUACGCCCAUCUGCUGCAGCACGACGAGGAGCUGCUGCUGCACAACCGCAAGGAGCUCAAGAGGUCGACUAUGAAGGAAUACUUCAGAACUGUAGACUGUGGGAUCCAAGCCAAUGAAUUGGGCUCUCCUUACCCUACCAGCAACGCCAUACUCGAGCAUGCCAACCAGGUGAAGCGCAGCAAGCAGAGGCUUCUAGAACAGAUCCAAUCCAGACGCUUCCAGGACUGGGAACGCGAACGAGACAACGAGCCUCACCUCCGCUACGACCAUGACCACCGUCCCUCCCCCAUCCCCUUCCACCCCCCCGACCACCCAGACCCACGGCUGAAGCUCUCUGGCCUCCACAGCAUCCCGGAGAGUGAGCCAGAAGGAGCCAUGCUGGGGGUGGGCGGGGGGCCCACCUCUUCAGCUCGUCUGGCCCACCAGAGGCUGCCAGUGCCGGGGUCGGCUUUGGCCGACGCCCUGGGGGAGUUCCUGCUGCCAGGAGAGGCUCCAGGGCUGGAAGGGCUGUACGAGGACGGAGACUCCCUCCACAACACCUCGCUGUUCGAUCAAUGCUCGGACCACUCCUCGUCCGACUCCAGCAUCGACAUCGCCUUCGUGCGCUGCCCCAGGAGUAACCAUGCCACCCCGGUCAGCACGAGCUCCAGAGAGGCCUACGGCGAGAGGGCAAGCCAUGGGAGCGGGUACAGCAAGCUGCCCAGCCGAGGAAGCGUGUCCCCCGACGAGGCAAUCCUGAGGCACCACCAGCAUCGCCCCCUGCAGGCGGGACAGCGCAAGAGCAAGUCUCUGAACGGGCUGCAGCUGGACAGCACGGUGAGCGGAGGGGACGGACACCGCUCUGAUCACCCGCGAGGGCACCCGCAUGCCAAGCUGGAGAGGCAGGGCAGUAAGGGGUUUCCCACCCCCGCACGCAGGGGCAACAUCAGCAGUGCACAGCAGAAGGUGGACCCAGAGAAACAGGCUAUUGCCCCUGAAGAGGAGCUACGCAAUGAACACAACAAGGAAUCCAGCAGACCCACCUGGGGGGAGGAGCUACAGUGGAGGGGCGGGGCUGAGGAAAGUAACCAUACCCCCUUCAGUGAGCGAAGUCGCAAGCAGGAAAAAGGAGGCUUCAGGAGCUCCUUCAAGAAGCUCUUCAAGAAAAAGUCGGGUGGCGAUGGAAAGGACAAGUCCAACGAGAAGACGGAGAUCUCCGACCAUGAGGCAGGAAAAACUCCCAGAGUGCACCUGGAUAUCGACAGAGGGACCGCCGUGUGAUAUGUCAUAUGAUCUGGAACACUGAACACACACACACACACAUAGAACAGCAAUCACACACACACAUACUCAUUGUAUUCAGAAUAAUAUAGCAGACCAUCCCAGACUCUUCUUUCAUCAAAAGAUGUAAGUAGGAAUGCUGUAGGUAUUCUUUAUGCUGAAGGUCUUCUUUCUCUUUCAACUCGUGCCUUUUCUAUUCUAUAGCUCUUCUCAGCAGUACCUGAGGAGGAAAUAUAUAUUUUGCAUAUACUCAGGAACGUGGAUAAAGCAUAUAAAGAGUUCACUGGAAGAUAUGUUCUCCACAAUUUAAAGAUUCAAUUCUCUAUAAAAGUAUUUUUUGUUACAUAAAUUCAAACUGUUUGGAAAACCAAUAAGGAAAACUUCAAAAACUAAUA
Messenger RNA from Osmerus eperlanus (European smelt), 3327 nucleotides. RefSeq names its product Rho guanine nucleotide exchange factor (GEF) 33 (gene arhgef33). Gene Ontology annotation, molecular function: guanyl-nucleotide exchange factor activity. The record is from RefSeq and is a predicted model, not a curated record. NCBI's taxonomy places the organism in Eukaryota, Metazoa, Chordata, Actinopteri, Osmeriformes, Osmeridae. The coding region runs from base 521 to 2932 and encodes 803 amino acids. The transcript has 15 exons.